AUGGUGGCCAAACGAAAAUCGUUUUUCCAUGAACAGAAAUUUGUCAUCUUGGCAAUUCUAGCUGUUUUUAUCGGGUUUUCAGUUGGACUGUUAAUAAGGGAAUUCAAUGUCUCCUCAUCGCUACAAACCCUCAUCUUUUUCCCGGGGGAAAUUUUUAUGCGGCUCUUGAAGCUAUUGGUGCUGCCAUUGGUGUGCGCAUCAUUAAUUUCCGCUUUGGCCCAGCUGCAUCCGGACACCGCCAAGAAGCUCGGCUUGCGGAGCGUUUUGUAUUAUUUGUUCACGGCGGCUAUGGCGACCUGCAUUGGACUAACGCUGGUGCUGAUUAUCCACCCCGGAAAUCCAUCGAUCAAGGGUGGAAAAGUGGUACCUAGACCUCACGAUCACAGUCAUGAAGCUCUGGACAACAUCUUAGACAUGAUACGGAAUCUCAUCCCGGAAAAUAUCAUUGGGGCUGCUAACAGCCGAGAUCAAACGAAGAUUUCGCGGAAUCGGAGUGGCUUUCCGGUUAAACACGUCGAGAAAGUGGAGGGGCUGAAUAUUCUUGGAAUCAUCACGUUUUGCGCGUUGAUUGGGAUUGGGACUUCAAAGCUGCGACACAUCGGUGAGCCUGUGCGUAACUUUUUUGGGUCCCUCGAGACGAUUGUGAUAUAUCUAAUCGAAGGUGCUAUGUGGACAGCUCCCUUCGGCAUUACCAGUCUGGUAGCGGCAAGUAUCGCGGAAGUUGAAGACAUCUUCACCACCUUCCAAAUCCUCGCCACCUACGUUGCCACAGUACUCCUUGGACUGACUAUUCACAUUUUGGUCGGGGUUCCGAUGGUUUACAUAGUCGUGACCCGCAAUAAUCCCCUACCCAUCAUGAAGGCGAUGUUGCCCGCGUUUAUGACGUCGCUGGGAACGGCGUCAAGUGGUGCUGCAUUGCCUGUUGGGCUGCAAUGUAUGGAGGGGGUUGCGGAUUCAAGAGUGACAAAAUUUGUGCUUCCUCUAGGUGCAUCGACAAAUAUGGAUGGGAACGCGCUCUAUGAAGCUGUGGCUGCCAUUUUUAUAGCGCAGAUUAAUGGGAUCGAGUUGACGUUGACAGAGGUGGUGACGAUUAGUAUAACAGCCACCCUCGCCUCAGCCGGACUAAACGCCGUCCCGGCCGGCCUCGUGUCGAUGCUGGUGAUUUUAGAGACAGUCGGACUUCCGGUUGCCGACAUCAAGACAAUUAUCGCAGUGGAUUGGUUACUAGACCGAAUCCGUACUGCCAUUUGCACGAUGGCCGAUGGGCUGGUGGCAUCCGCUGUUGGGCAUAUGGUAAAUUUGGACCCCCUCGAGGGUGAAGAUAUGGAGGAAUUGCAGGAAAAAGAAGACACCUACAAGAUUGGAGAUUGCGUGCAUACGCAUCUU
Molecule: messenger RNA, 1386 nt
Organism: Mesorhabditis spiculigera
Lineage: Eukaryota; Metazoa; Nematoda; Chromadorea; Rhabditida; Rhabditidae
Source: the annotation of a GenBank genome assembly